Molecule: messenger RNA, 1041 nt
Organism: Kluyveromyces lactis
Lineage: Eukaryota; Fungi; Ascomycota; Saccharomycetes; Saccharomycetales; Saccharomycetaceae
Gene: ERG27
Product: 3-keto-steroid reductase
Exons: 1
Coding region: 1-1041 (346 amino acids)
Biological process (GO): ergosterol biosynthetic process
Cellular component (GO): mitochondrial outer membrane; endoplasmic reticulum membrane; lipid droplet
Molecular function (GO): 3-beta-hydroxysteroid 3-dehydrogenase (NADP+) activity
Source: RefSeq, a predicted model, not a curated record
AUGUCUUCGUCAAAGGUAGCAGUGGUCACUGGUACAAACAGUAAUUUAGGUUUGAAUAUCGUAUAUCGGUUGAUUGAGAGAAGCGAGCCAGAGGACAACCUCACGAUAGUUGUGACAUCAAGAACAUUACCUAGGGUUCGUGAAUGCAUUGAUUUAAUUAAGGCUUUUGUCAAUACCAUUAAUAGGACUGGCUCUGUAGAUUAUGAUUACCUGCUGGUUGAUUUUACCAACAUGAUCAGCAUUCUUGAUGCCCACUACAGCUUGUCAAAAAGAUACGAUCACAUCAAUUACUUCUUUGUGAAUGCAGCUCAAGGAGUUUACUCAGGGAUUGACUGGUUGGGUGCAGUGAAAGAGGUCUUCUCCAGUCCACUGGAGGCCGUCACAAACCCAACAUAUAAAAUUCAACGAGUGGGAGUCAAAUCAAAGGACGGGAUGGGGCUUGUGUUCCAGGCAAACGUGUUUGGACCAUAUUAUCUAAUUCAAAAACUGCUUCCGUUACUCCAGGCUGGACAAGGUACUGUCGUUUGGGUCUCUAGUAUCAUGUCCGCUCCUAAAUAUUUGUCUUUACAAGAUAUUCAGCUAUUGGAAUCCGAUGUUUCUUAUGAAGGUUCAAAAAGAUUAGUUGAUUUGUUACAUUCUGCAACAUAUAAAGAGAUGAAAAAGCUCGGAAUCCGCCAAUAUCUCACCCAUCCUGGUAUUUUUACCAGUCUCUCAUUUUUCCAAUAUUUGAAUGUUUUCACCUACUAUGGUAUGCUCUUCUUAUUCUAUCUGGCCAGAUGGAUUGGUUCACCUUGGCACAACAUACAAGGAUACAAAGCAGCCAAUGCUCCUGUAUAUGUAGCAACAAUGGCUAAUCCGCACUUUGAGAAGGAGCAAAUGAAAUACGGAUCGGCAACUUUUAGAGACGGUUUAGAAUAUAUUAAAACUGAUGAAGUUGAUACAACCGGCUGUGAAGAUGUGUAUAAAUACAUCUCCAAUUUGAAACUGCAAUGGGAUGAAAAGUUAAAAGACCAGAUUAAGCCUACAAGGAUACCAUUAUAA